AUGUCGGCCUCUCAACCGGCGUACGAAACAGACGAGGCAAUAAUGCCCAUGGUGCCUCUCCCGGGCUCGCUUGCCAGUCCUGAUCGCCUCUCAACUGAGGAAGCGCGGGCAAUGGUCGAGCGCGCCAUCGAGCGCAACCCCGAACUCGCCGCUGCCGCCCAAGUCUUCCCCAAGUGCCUGCCCACGCAGCACCACAUUAUCUCUGCCCUCCGAGCCAUCCCCGAUCGCCUGCCCAAGUACCUCGAGACUGCCGAGGACGUCGCCGCCAUCUGUGACAAGAUCACCGAGGCAUUCGGUCCAGAGCCCGACUGUAUCAGGAAGAGGGCUGAGGACAUCUUGCACGACAUCACCACCUGGUGGCAUCACGGCGCUCCGCGAAAUGGCAGUUACGAUGAAAUUAACUACAAGCGGCAAGAAAUCAGGAAUCAUGGAAGAGACUGCCCGACUUUGCAUCCGGAGGAGGUCCUCGAGCUUCAGCAUCUCACCCUAGCGACGGAUUGCAUCAAGUCCCCGCACAACACCAAGCAACCGACACGGAAGAAGUGUCCGCCCUUCCUGAUGGCUGCCAGGAUCCGCAAUAUCCUGAACCCCGUCCCCAAGCUGGGUCGGUUCAUACACUACCCAGAGGAGUACCGCGUCCUCUACCGCGGCAUCGUCGAUAGCCGAGUUCCGCCCGAGCCCGUCCCGGUCGAUGUCAGGGCGGGUUCAGCUGCAGGCAGGAAGCGCGGCCCCGCGGAGGCCCAAGACGCGCCCGCCAGCCGCAAGCGCCGCGGUCCUCGAGGCCGUGGUCGCGCCGCUGGGAUUUGA
Gaeumannomyces tritici R3-111a-1 is the source of this 807-nucleotide messenger RNA. RefSeq lists its product as hypothetical. The transcript has a single exon. The record is from RefSeq and is a predicted model, not a curated record. Bases 1 to 807 code for a protein of 268 amino acids. Lineage: Eukaryota; Fungi; Ascomycota; Sordariomycetes; Magnaporthales; Magnaporthaceae.